AUGGUGCCCACCCAGAGUGAAGAACAAAACGAGGCUCAAGUACCAAAGAGCCAAACAAAAAUAGUUAAUGAGCUAAUAGAAAAUAAAGACGCCAUCUGCUCAUGGUGCUUUGAUGUACUAAAGUGUGAAUUAAAAAAUGAGAAAUUUGAUAAAGCGCCCCCGCUGAUCCAGUCACUACAUAACAGCGGAUUCAAGAUCCCCUUCUUCGUCAAAUGGAUGAAGCUGAAUGACGUGAAAGACAUGGGGUCCUAUGAUUACGAUGCGUAUGAACUAAACGGCUGUAUAGGCUGCUUAAACGAAGUAGAUAUAAUGGAGCUGCGUUAUUAUGCUUUAGAGAGUUCCCUCAACGACACAAGAUUUUAUCCCAUCACAUUACAAGAUUUUCCUUUCCUGAUUGUAACCAUAACGUAUUUAUUUAACUUUGAAAAAUGUGCACAUGUGUACGACUGGAUCAUUGGAAAGCAUGGCAUUAAAAUCAGCUUUGUCGUGAACAAGAAGAGGUACUCGUCGACCUUCUUGCCCGAGGUCGCUUCCCAGCAUAACUUUGACCACCAAACGACCGUCAAGAAAUUAAUUAGGAAGGCAAACUACAGGGGGGAAAUCAACGAUGAGCUUUUGGAGGGUAUAGAGGUGGAGCGCUAUGAGGGGAUCAGCUGCAGCCUCACCCACGUGGACUAUGAAAAGAAGGAGUUUGCACAUUUCCCCUGUUUUUUAAGAAGAUGGUUACAUAACAACCGCAGGGAUACACGUCACAUGUCCAGUCGGAGGGGAAUCGAACCAUGUUUGAGUGAAAUGAAGAGGAAGGGAUGCGAUGUAAAUGUGUUGAGCUUGGUAAUAAGUAACAACAACCUGUGCUACUGCUUGCUGAGGAAUAAAAUUAUUAAAAAAAUUGGACUGAUUAACAUUAAAAAGGAUUUCCAACCCUAUGAGCAGGGCCCCUCCAGCACUCGAAAGGGAAAGCAUAACCUCGACAAGGAGGAAUUAACAUACAGUUAUGACCGAGAGGACACCCCUCUGAGCUUUAACAUACGGGAAAUUCUAACCGUUUUGAAUUUGGUCAAGUUGCAUUCCGAUGGGGAUGUGCAGCCCGGCGAUAGCUCCAACGAUAGAGGCAACGAUGGCGCUGCUCAGUGGAACCAGCCGAGUAACGCGCCAAUGGGCACACACGCAGGAACGGCCCAAAGGGGGGAAGAAGAACAACAACAGCAGCGGAAACCGCAAGAAUGGAUCAUCGGGAUCGAAAAGGUAAAUGAUAAGUACGAGAAGAACAGAACAAAGGAAAAGAUCCUCUCCGUCCUCGUGUACUUCCUAAACUCAAUUUUCAAGUGUCAAAUUGUUUUUUUCUGUCCUAAAGAAGCGAGAAAGUACUUCAGCACGAAGUGUAACUGUAGCUUGGAGACGCGCGAAGAAACGUAUAAGUACAUAAAGGACAAGGUGCGGAACUUCCCAACUGUAAGUAAAAGUGAUAACAAGGUGAACUGCCUAUUCAGUGACAGCUACGUCAUGGCGUUUUAUACGUACAGGUACUACAUGCACCACCUGGUGAAGAAUAACCGAACCGUUUUUAACUACCUCGAAAGUGAAGUGCGGAGGAAUAGGAGCUUUAAUAACAUUCUACAGAGCUUGAAGCGUGUGGAAAAUGAACAGUGCUCGUACGACAUGAGGGAGUUGCUCCGGGACAGAAUUGGCCGCAUCGUGGACCGCGAGUCUUAUAGGUUGGUUGACAAGCACAUGGUAUGA
Molecule: messenger RNA, 1740 nt
Organism: Plasmodium fragile
Lineage: Eukaryota; Apicomplexa; Aconoidasida; Haemosporida; Plasmodiidae
Exons: 2
Coding region: 1-1740 (579 amino acids)
Source: RefSeq, a predicted model, not a curated record